ACAGGAGGUUCAACAACAACUGGUGGAUCGACAACUGAUGGGUCAACAACAACUGCUACCUCAACUACAGUGGGAGGGCCAACAACAACUGCCCCAUCAACAACAACUGCUGGAGGGUCAACCACAACUGCUGCCUCAACUACAACAGGAGGGUCAACAACAACUGGUGCAUCAACUACAAAAGGAGGUUCAACAGCAACUGGUACAUCAUCUACUGGAGGGUCAUCAACAACUGGUGGGUCUACAACAAUUGAUGCCUCAACUACAACAGGAGGUUCAACAACAACUGGUGGAUCAACAACUGCUGCCUCAACUACAACAGGAGGUUCAACAACAACUGGCGGAUCGACAACUGAUGGGUCAACCACAACUGCUGCCUCAACUACAACAGGGGGUUCGACAACAACUGUUGGAUCAACAACAACUGCUGCCACAACUACAAUGGGAGGUUCAACAACUGGUGGAUCAACAACUGGUGGGUCAACAACAACGGGAGGUUCAAUAAUUGGUGGAUCAACAGCUAGUGGGUCAACAACAACUGCUGCCUCAACUACAACAGGAAGUUCAACAACAACUGGUGGAUCAACAACUGGUGGGUCAACAACAACUGCUGCCUCAUCUACAAAAGGAGGGUCAACAACAACUGCUGCCUCAACUACAACGGGAGAGUCAACAGCAACUGGUGCAUCAACAACAACGGGAGGUUUAACAACAAGUGGCGGACCAACAACUGGUGGGUCAACAACAACUGCUGCCUCAACUACAACAGGAAGUUCAACAACAACUGGUGGAUCAACAACUGGUGGGUCAACAACAACUGCUGCCUCAUCUACAAAAGGAGGGUCAACAACAACUGCUGCCUCAACUACAACGGGAGAGUCAACAGCAACUGGUGCAUCAACAACAACGGGAGGUUUAACAACAAGUGGCGGACCAACAACUGGCGGUUCAACAACUGCUGCCUCAACAACAACUGGUGGAUCAACAACAACUGCUGCCUCAACUACAACAGGAGGGUCAACAAUAACUGCCACAUCAACAAUACUUGGUGAAUCAACAACAACUGCUGCCUCAACAACAACUGGUGAAUCAACAACUGGUGGGUCAACAACAACUGCUGCCUCAUCUACAACAGGAGGGUCAACAACAACUGGCGCAUCAACAACAACUGGAGGUUCAACAACAACUGGUGGAUCAACAACUGGUGGGUCAACAACAACUGCUGACACAACUACAACAGGAGGGUCAACAACAACUGGUGCAUCAGCAACAACUGGUGAAUCAACAACUGCUGCAUCAACUACAACAGGAGGUUCAACAACAAUUGGCGGUUCAACAACUGCUGCCUCAACAACAACUGGUGGAUCAACAACAACUGCUGCCUCAACUACAACAGGAGGGUCAACAAUAACUGCUGCAUCAACAACAACUAGUGAAUCAACAACAACUGCUGCCUCAACUACAACAGGAGGGUCAACAAUAACUGGCCCAUCAACAACAACUAGUGAAUCAACAACAACUGCUGCCUCAACUACAAUAGGAGGUUUAAUAAUUGCUAUCUCAACUACAACGGGAGGUUCAACAACAACUGGCGGAUCAACAACUGGUGGGUCAACAAUAACUGGCUCAUCAACAACAAUUGGUGAAUCAACAUCAACUGCUGCCUCAACUACGACAAGAGGUUCAACAACAACUGGCGGUUCAACAACUGCUGCCUCAACAACAACUGGUGGAUCAACAACUGGUGGGUCAACAACAACUGCUGCCUCAACUACAACGGGAGAGUCAACAACAACUGGCACAUCAACAACAACGGGAGGUUUAACAACAACUGGUGGAUCAACAACAACUAGUGGGUCAACAACAACUAGUGGGUCAACAACAUCUGGUGCGUCAACUACAACUGGAAGCUCAACAACUACUGGUGCAUCAACUACUGAAGGGUCAACAACAACUGGUGCAUCAACAACUACUGGUGCAUCAACAACUGGCGGAUCAACAACAACAACAACAACAACUGCUGUCUCAAUUACAAUUGGAAGUUCAACAACAACUGGUGCAUCAACUAUAACUGAAGGAUCAACAACAACUGGUGCAUCAACUACAACUGGUGGGUCGACAUCAACAGCUGUCUCAACUACAACUGGAGGUUCAACAACAACUACUGGAUCCACAACAACCUCUGCUUCAACAACAUCUGUUGGAACAACAGCAACAACAACUACUACAACUAAUGCACCUGUCCAGCCAGUUGUGGUUAUCGCAGCAAUCAUAGUCGAACCAUUUGUAGAAGAAUUAAAAGAUUCAAACAGUGCACAAUUUAAGAGUCUUGAGGCAAAAGUUGUCGCAGUGUAUAAUGUUAUCUACAAGAAAAGAUAUGGCCUCCUCUUCAUCCGCAGUUUUGUCAUAGCUUUUAGACAAGCUGUGACCAGAACACGAAUGGAAAAUACUGAAGCAGAGGUGGGGGUUGAGUUCAACAAUACUGCAUCAUCUUCUGAUAUCCCACAGUCAGGUGAUGUGGCAGACACCUUAAUAGAAGCUGUGUCUAACUCCAGCAACAAUUUCAACCUCUCUGUUCAGACUGACUCCAUCAAAGUAGUUCCUUCAACAACAACUGGUGCGCCAACUAUAACUGGAGGUUCAACAACAACAAUUAGUGGGUCAACAACAACUGCUGCCUCAACUACAACAGGAGCUUCAACAACAACUGGUACAUCAGCUACUGGAGUAUCAACAACAACUGGGGGAUCUACUACAACUGGUGCGUCAACUACAACUGGGGGAUCAACAACAACUGUUGCCUCAACUAUAACUGGAGGUUCAACAACAACAAUUAGUGGGUCAACAACAACUAGAGGUUCAACGACAACUGGUGGGUCAACAACAACUGCUGCCUCAACUACAACAGGAGCUUCAACAACAACUGGUACGUCAGCUACUGGAGGGUCAACAGCAACUGGGGGAUCUACUACAACUGGUGGAUCAACAGCAAAUGGUGGAUCAACUACAACUGGUGCAUCAACUACAACUGGUGCGUCAACUACAACUGGUGCAUCAACUUCAACUGAUGUCUCAACAACAACUGGUGCGUCAACUACAACUGGGGGAUCAACCACAACUGUUGCCUCAACUAUAACUGGAGGUUCAACAACAACAAUUAGUGGGUCAACAACAACUGCUGCCUCAACUACAACAGGAGCUUCAACAACAACUGGUACAUCAGCUACUGGAGUAUCAACAACAACUGGGGGAUCUACGACAACUGGUGCCUCCACACCAACUGAAACAACUGCAGCCCCCACUUUAAAUACUACAGCUACAACUGCUACAAAUACAAUGACCAGUGCUGCAACUCCAAUUAUUGCUGCUACAACUACAACAACAACGGUCGCAACUACAACCACAACAACUCCUACAACCACUACAUCUGUAGCGACAACUGCUGAGGCAGUCACAACAAGGCGGCUGACUUUUAGAUCUGCUGGACAGACAUUUACAAGUGACUUGCUGAAUCCAUCAUCUGCAGCAUUUACAAGUCAAGCCACAAUGAUAAAGUCAACACUUGAACCUUUCUACCGAAACGCAUUUCCUUCAUUCCGCUCCUUGACAGUGAUUUCUUUCAGUAAUGGAUCAAUCAUCAACACCAUGGACCUAGGAUUUGCAUCUGCAUCUGUACCUAAUGACACUCAGAUUGGAAAUACUUUGGUCAGCGCAGCUUCAAACAUCACAGCCUUCAACAUUGACACCACUUCCAUUUCUGUGAAUGGCACACCUGUAGCUUCAACAACUGGUGCACCAACUACAACUGGGGGAUCAACAACAACUGUUGCCUCAACUAUAACUGGAGGUUCAACAACAACAAUUAGUGGGUCAACAACAACUAGAGGUUCAACGACAACUGGUGGGUCAACUACAACUGGAGGUUCAACAGCAAGUGGUGGGUCAACUACAACAGGAGCUUCAACAACUAGUGGUGCAUCAACUACAACUGGUGGGUCAAUAACAACUGCUGCCUCAACUACAACAGGAGCUUCAACAACAACUGGUACAUCAGCUACUGGAGUAUCAACAACAACUGGGGGAUCUAUGACAACUGUUGCCCCAACACCAACUGAAACAACUGCAGCCCCCACUUUAAAUACUACAGCUACAACAAAUACAAUGGCCAGUGCUGCAACUCCAAUUAUUGCUGCUACAACUACAACAACAACGGUCACAACUACAACCACAACAACUCCCACAACCACUACAUCUGUAGCGACAACUGCUGAGGCAGUCACAAGGCAGCUGACUUUUAGAUCUGCUGGAGAGAUAUUUAUAAGUGACUUGCUGAAUCCAUCAUCUGCAGCAUUUACAAGUCGAGCCACAAUGAUAAAAUCAACACUUGAACCUUUCUACCGAAACGCAUUUCCUUCAUUCCGCUCCUUGACAGUGAUUUCUUUCAGUAAUGGAUCAAUCAUCAACACCAUGGACCUAGGAUUUGCAUCUGCAUCUGUACCUAAUGACACUCAGAUUGGAAAUACUUUGGUCAGCGCAGCUUCAAACAUCACAGCCUUCAACAUUGACACCACUUCCAUUUCUGUGAAUGGCACACCUGUAGCUUCAACAACUGGUGCACCAACUACAACUGGGGGAUCAACAACAACUGUUGCCUCAACUAUAACUGGAGGUUCAACAACAACAAUUAGUGGGUCAACAACAACUAGAGGUUCAACGACAACUGGUGGGUCAACUACAACAGGAGCUUCAACAACUAGUGGUGCAUCAACUACAACUGGUGGGUCAAUAACAACUGCUGCCUCAACUACAACAGGAGCUUCAACAACAACUGGUACAUCAGCUACUGGAGUAUCAACAACAACUGGGGGAUCUAUGACAACUGUUGUCCCAACACCAACUGAAACAACUGCAGCCCCCACUUUAAAUACUACAGCUACAACAAAUACAAUGGCCAGUGCUGCAACUCCAAUUAUUGCUGCUACAACUACAACAACAACGGUCACAACUACAACCACAACAACUCCCACAACCACUACAUCUGUAGCGACAACUGCUGAGGCAGUCACAAGGCAGCUGACUUUUAGAUCUGCUGGAGAGACAUUUAUAAGUGACUUGCUGAAUCCAUCAUCUGCAGCAUUUACAAGUCGAGCCACAAUGAUAAAAUCAACACUUGAACCUUUCUACCGAAACGCAUUUCCUUCAUUCCGCUCCUUGACAGUGAUUUCUUUCAGUAAUGGAUCAAUCAUCAACACCAUGGACCUAGGAUUUGCAUCUGUACCUAAUGACACUCAGAUUGGAAAUACUUUGGUCAGCGCAGCUUCAAACAUCACAGCCUUCAACAUUGACACCACUUCCAUUUCUGUGAAUGGCACACCUGUAGCUUCAACAACUGGUGCACCAACUACAACUGGGGGAUCAACAACAACUGUUGCCUCAACUAUAACUGGAGGUUCAACAACAACAAUUAGUGGGUCAACAACAACUAGAGGUUCAACGACAACUGGUGGGUCAACUACAACAGGAGCUUCAACAACUAGUGGUGCAUCAACUACAACUGGUGGGUCAACAACAAUUGAUGCCUCAACUACAACAGGAGCUUCAACAACAACUGGUACGUCAGCUACUGGAGGGUCAACAACAACUGGGGGAUCUAUGACAACUGGUGCCCCAACACCAACUGCUGUAGCUUCAACAACUGGUGCACCAACUACAACUGGAGGUUCAACAACAACAAUUAGUGGGUCAACUACAACUGGAGGUUCAACGACAACUACUGGAUCCACAACAACCUCUGCUUCAACAACAUCUGUUGGAACAACAGCAACAACAACUACUACAACUAAUGCACCUGUCCAGCCAGUUGUGGUUAUCGCAGCAAUCAUAGUCGAACCAUUUGUAGAAGAAUUAAAAGAUUCAAACAGUGCACAAUUUAAGACUCUUGAGGCAAAAGUUGUCGCAGUGUAUAAUGUUAUCUACAAGAAAAGAUAUGGCCUCCUCUUCAUCCGCACUUUUGUCAUAGCUUUUAGACAAGCUGUGACCAGAACACGAAUGGAAAAUACUGAAGCAGAGGUGGGGGUUGAGUUCAACAAUACUGCAUCGUCUACUGAUAUCCCACAGUCGGGUGAUGUGGCAGACACCUUAAUAGAAGCUGUGUCUAACUCCAGCAACAACUUCAACCUCUCUGUUCUGAGCGACUCCAUCAAAGUAGUUCAAACAACUGCAGCCCCCACUUUAAAUACUACAGCUACAACAAAUACAGUGACCAGUGCUGCAACUCCAAUUAUUGCUGCUACAACUACAACAACAAUGGUCGCAACUACAACCACAACAACUCCUUCAACCACUACAUCUGUAGCGACAACUGCUGAGGCAGUCACAAUCAGGCGGCUGACUUUUAGAUCUGCUGGACAGACAUUUAUAAGUGACUUGCUGAAUCCAUCAUCUGCAGCAUUUAUAAGUCGAGCCACACUGAUAAAGUCAACACUUGAACCUUUCUACCGAAACGCAUUUCCUUCAUUCCGCUCCUUGACAGUGAUUUCUUUCAGAAAGGGAUCAAUCAUCAACACCAUGGACCUUCGAUUUGCAUCUACAUCUGUACCUAAUGACACUCAGAUUGGAAAUACUUUGGUCAGCGCAGCCCUCAACAUUGACACCACUUUCAUUUCUGUGAAUGGCAUACAAGUUUCAAGUGGAGUGAGCCACAAGAUCAGUCUCAUCACUGCAUCCUUCCUUGUGCUGUUGUCAUGGCUACUUUCAAGCCAGCAAUAGUGACAGUGCUGAUAUCCAUGUGAAACCCCAUUAUAAACUGACUGCUAUCACUGGUCUAAAAAAGGACAUUGAUCUUAUUAAAAAUCCAAGAAGACCCCUGAGUAUAUGGCUUGGAAAGAACUUCCAGGCAUUUAAUUCGAAGUCGGGAUGACCACACACAUUGAUAACAAAGUUUGACUGCAAUGGCACAUUUUAUUCAAACCUUCAACAUUGUUCAUGUUUUUAUCAAUUCAUCUUAAAAAUCUGGUAUUUUCUCUCUUGGCCUAAUCUCAAGAAGGUCAUCCGUGUUUUUGUUUAAUCUUGGUUAGAUUACUAUAGUUCGUCAUAUUCAGGGUUGAGCUCACACAUUCAGCUGGUACAGAAUGCAGCUGCUGGGCUUUUAACGAAUACCAGAAGACGAGAUAGCCUCUCUUCACUGGUUAGCAGUUAGUUUGAGAAUUUGGCUGAUCACCUUUAAAGCACGAAUUGCUGCUCUCUUUGAGCCAGGUCGCAGUCUCAGGUCCUCAGGCAGGGCUCUGCUAGCUGUUCCUGAAGACUAAAGGUGACCAGGCUUUUGCAGUCAAGGCCCUUAAGCUCUGGAACCUGCUCCCCGAGGAUCUGAGGCUUGCUGAGUCACUGACAUCUUUAAGAUCCCUUCUAAAAACAAAAAUAUCCUUUUAUUAAUUCUAGCACAAUGCCUUAUUAGCAACAUGUAUUAUCUGUUUUACUAUUAAUAAUUAUCUUUAUUGAUGGGGGUUUAUUCAAUUUUAUUUCUGUAUUAUUUUAAUUGUCUGAUUUUAUUCACCUCAGUCCUUGAAUGUUUUAAUCCUGGUUCAACUCUUUGAAACCGAUAUAACCCAAGAUUACUUACAUUAAAUUAAGUUUUACUCUAUAUAAGAGCUGCUCAGUUAUUAAAGUUGACAGCAAAAAUAAUUCUGACUUUCAGUGAAGAAAAACAUUUAGCCAAUACUGUACUCUAGCCCCUCCAGCCGUGACCCAGUCAUAAUUAUGUUGAUUGUUGUAGCAUUCAUGAAAUAUACAAUGUCUUAACAAUGCCCUAUAUGAUUAUCUGGUCACUUGUCUUAUUUAUAUGUAUUUAUGUUAUCAUACAUAUGUGUAUUCUCUGAGAUUACCUGUAUUGUUGUAUAAUUUGAAUAAAAAAUAAAAAUAAUAUAGUUCUUUAUGAUGAUCAGGAUACAAAAAGAAAAAAUGAAAAAAAAUCUCUUUAUACUAAGUUCUUACCAUGUAAAGCAGAUACCAAAAUAAAUCACAUUAUAUUGAAGAUCCUUCCAUUAAAGGCACUGAAUAUACGUACAGACAAUCAAA
Dicentrarchus labrax (European seabass) is the source of this 8073-nucleotide messenger RNA. Its product is annotated as serine-rich adhesin for platelets. The record is from RefSeq and is a predicted model, not a curated record. Lineage: Eukaryota; Metazoa; Chordata; Actinopteri; Moronidae. The transcript is spliced from 24 exons. The annotation marks the transcript as partial.